Messenger RNA from Symbiodinium sp. CCMP2592, 1071 nucleotides. The record is from the annotation of a GenBank genome assembly. Lineage: Eukaryota; Dinophyceae; Suessiales; Symbiodiniaceae.
AUGCCGGCCCUUUUCUUGGCGGUUGUUUCAUGCUGCUUCUUUCACCUCGGUUCUGCGGAGAUGCCCAGCGAUAGCGAGGUGUCCACUGAGGCGGAACUCGUUUUCGACCCAGCGAAUCAUUCGAUCGCCUGGUCCAACUUCAUCUCCUGCUACUGGGGCGUAUUCUGUAAUGGCACUGUCGUGCUCGAGGAAGGUCGCCCAGUUUGUGAUGGAAGCCUUCAAUGCAUGAGUGCCGGAGAAGGUGGGGCAGGCAGCAUCGCGCCCUACCAGUCGCAGGUCCAGACAGAGAUGGACGAUGCAUCUCAGACCAGCUCAGCACAGUCAAGUCUCCUUGUCUGCCACCACGGCUCGUAUUGCUGCGGCAGCUGGGAGUGGAACAAGGGCCGGCGUCAGUGUAAGGGUGGCCUUCGAUGCCAGACCCCCGGAGGUAAAUCUCGGCCCAAGGAGCUGGCUGCUCCCCGGCUAAGAGGAGCUGAGAAAAAUACUCAGGGUGCUGUGAAGAAGGUUGAACAUGAGAGGCAUAUGGUGGACGAAGGCAACACGACCCUUGCAGUUGCCAACUUCCUGCUCUGCUGGUAUGGCUCUUACUGCCCAAGCUCAGAGCCACAUGGUCAGGAUCCCUCUGCGUGUUCAGUGAGCUUGGCCUGCCUCGGCCCGGCUGCAGGGACGACUUCGAACUCAUCGUCUGCAGAUGACUCGGCAGCCGCACGUCCAAGAGCUCGCCUGGUCUCCUGUCCUUUCGGAACGGCGUGUCAGGGCGGAUGGUACCUGGAAGACGGCACCAAGAAGUGCCGCGGGGUGAUUUCUUGCACAAGGCAAGCUGCGGGCGAUGGAGAUCAGGGUCCUCUGCUCGCUGCGCUUGCUGAUGACACCGCUACAGUGGAUCUCACGGAGGCCCCGAGCUACCAGUUGUCCUGCCUCGCGCAAGCUGCUGCGAAGCUGAGGCUGAGGGCCCCCGGUCUUCUCUCUGCCGCCGCAGACGCAACCCGAAGGCGCGCAGAGGCCAUGGCGCUCACCACGCAGGACUGCGCCAUAGCUGCCCGGGGAUUCGCUGCCCUUGGAGUGGCGGAG